Anopheles gambiae (African malaria mosquito) is the source of this 1319-nucleotide messenger RNA. RefSeq lists its product as uncharacterized. NCBI's taxonomy places the organism in Eukaryota, Metazoa, Arthropoda, Insecta, Diptera, Culicidae. The record is from RefSeq and is a predicted model, not a curated record. Bases 233 to 1075 code for a protein of 280 amino acids. The transcript is spliced from 3 exons.
UUCGAAUACCGGCACAAUUCAUUAACGAUCGUUGAAGAAAGACGAGUUCUGGUUUUCUACCAAGCGAAGUGAUCGAAGUGACCGUUUCGAACGAGACAGAACCCCCCCGAACGAAUCCACGUGCUAGUGUGCUGGUGUGUGUGUGUGAAAGUGUAGACAAGAGUGAGCAAUCGCAAGAACAUUUGUGCAUCCAAGCAACUGCCGUGCAAAACGCAAAGUGCAAAGCAUUAGAAUGAAAGUGUUUAUCGCAAUCGCUGCCCUUCUGGCCGUGGGCAUGGCCGCCCCGGCACCAGCCACCGAGCAGACCGGAGGAUUCGGCAUGAUGGCCAAGUACUUCGGAUCGUGCCUGGAGAGCGACGAGAUGGCUACCUGCUUCGCCGUCAAGGGUAUUACCGCCCUGAACCGUGCUGCCCGUGCCGCCAACAUUGAGCUGGCUCCUGGUGUCACUUUCACAAGAGACCCAGCCGUGCCAGUUGAGCGCACCGGAAAGGCCAUCUCGGAGAACGAAAUCGUGAGCACGCUGCCAGCCGAUGCCGACCAGAAGACGGAUGCCCUGUUCGAUCUGGCCAUCGACUCCGCCAAGCGCCUGUUCAGCGCCCGCUCGAUCCAGUUCAAGCUGCCCGAGGAGACGACCGAAACGAUCGCCCGCUCGCUGGAGGAAGGUAGACUGCUGAAGAAAGGCAAGAAGCUGAAGAAGGUGCUCGGCCCGCUGGUGCUCGCCCUCGGCGGCAAGCUGUUCGCCCUGCUGCCCCUGUUCCUCGGUGCCGUCGCCCUGCUCGCCGUUAAGGCUCUGCUCGUCUCGAAGGUCGCGUUCGUGAUGGCUGCCGUGCUCGCCGCCCAGAAGUUCCUCGGCGGUGGCGGUGGAUCGCCCCUGAACCUGCUGUCCAAGGUUGCCGGUGGAUCGUCCGGUGCCGUCGUCGGUGGCGGUGCCUCGGCCGGAGCUGGCGGCUGGUCGUCCGGUGCUAGCGCCGGCGGCUGGUCCAACACUGGCGCUGCCUCGGCCCAGUACCCGUACGCUCGCAGCUACGACACCGCCCAGGAGCUCGCCUACAGCGCGCAGGCACCGUCGCAGUAAGGCUGUUAACCCUACUCCCCACACUCCCCGCGGGACAAGAUCGCUUCCGGAUCCCGAGCCUGUGAUCCGUUUGGUCGAGCCUUGUAAAAUAGCCGUCGGACUGUGCCGCCGAGCCACGGUUCCGUAAUCGAUUUCCGUCACUUCGCUUCCAGUCAGUCUGUUUCACACUUUGAACUCUCGAUGAACUCGCCUUCGUACGUACUAUCUAGUCUACUUCCUUCUUAGUCGUCUUAUCCUCCCGUCU